Messenger RNA from Fusarium venenatum, 831 nucleotides. RefSeq lists its product as uncharacterized. The record is from RefSeq and is a predicted model, not a curated record. NCBI's taxonomy places the organism in Eukaryota, Fungi, Ascomycota, Sordariomycetes, Hypocreales, Nectriaceae.
AUGAAGGACUCCCAAAUCCAAGUCAUCAUCGUCGUCCUCGCGACUGUGGUUCCUGUCACUGCAAUUACUGCAGUUGGAUGGUUUCUAUGGCGCCGUAGCCGCCAACGCCGCAGAUUUCUCUUCAUGAAAAGAGGCAUCACGCCUAUCAAUGACGAGGAAAUUGAAUCGUGGAAGAGGGAUAGGAGCCACGAGAAGACCCAGAUCAUCGAAGCCGCCAACCGGGAGGCCAGAGACCAGGAACAACAACAACAACAACAACAACAACAACAAGAACACGAGUAUCUGCAAAGACAAAAGAGCACCUCAUUCAGCUCCAUUCGCAAACCUCCAAGCGUUAUUGUCUACGAUCGUCCCCAUCCUCGAGUUUCCGAAGAACUCUCCCCUCGAUCAAUUCAUUACAAGCACAGUAUCGAUAUACCUUCGACGCCAGUCCUUGCCCGCGCCCCCAACUCACGCCCAGGUCUUACUGAUGAGGCUGUCCAAGGCGAAGAUGCUUUCAUCUCACCCAUGAAGCGUCAACCCUCGCGAUUGGCGAAACUCCCUCCUUCAUCUCGCCAUAGUCGAACUCGCAGCAGCCGCAGCAGUACUAUGAGCGCGGUUUCGCCCCAAGAUCCUUGGCAUGGUCACUAUCCCGAUGCGUUCAACGGCACUCGCAGCUCCAGCGAAUACCUGCCUCGGACACACCAAUCACUGGAUAUCAGACGACAGCAGCCACGAAUGCAUUUCAUGUCCAACACGAGUCGUCUUUCAUUUGACGAAGAGGUUUACCUGGGAGGCCUUUCACCACGACCGCUUGUUCGCCAAUCAGAGAUUGGCAGAGCUAUCGGUUGA